UUGCGAUCAAAUCAUUUGAGUUACGGAUUCUAACGGAUACUAAGUUCCUCUGGCCAAAAAAUGAUUUCCACGCUCUUCGUUUUAAGCAUACUGCAUGCUCAUGCUGUUCCUCAAGAUGCAACAAAUCAUCAGAAUCAUUAUAAUCCACCACCGGACGUACCACAAACUUUAUACUCUCCUUCAGCAGCACCAGCUGACUCAUAUGGAUAUCCACCCAACUCCUACCCAAGGAAUACACUGAGAACUUCCCCGUUCUACCCAGGCUUCAAAUAUCCCAACUACCCCGUUCAACCUGUCCCAGUUCAAUUACCUAAAACACAAAGUGUUCCAAUAGCAAGCCCACUGCCACCCUUACCUCAGCCCAUUGUACCAAACGUUCUACCAAUAAAAACAGCUCAGGCAACAACCUACACUAGCAAUGCGUCUGAAAAUGCUUAUGCCACAAGCGUUUCCAGAAGGCGUAGAGCGCCUAAAAGUGGAUCUUUCCGUUAUAGGUACAACUACGGAUCUGGAUCUGGCUCCGCUUCAGCUAGUGGGAACAUGUUAGAAAGUAGCUCUGGCUCUGGUUCAGGUUCACGCUCAGACUCACGAUCAUGCUUAGGUGUAGGAUCAUGCUCAGGCAUAGGCUCAGGCACAGGUGCAGGAUCAUGCUCAGGCCCAGGAUCAUGCUCAGGUGCAGGAUCAGGUGCAGGCUCAGGAUCAUGCGCAGGCACAGGAUCAUGCUCAGGCGUAAGCUCAGGCCUAGGCCCAAGAUCAUGCUCAGGCCCAGGAUCAUGCUCAGGCGCAGGAUCCGGCUCAGGCCUAGGAUCAUGCUCAGGCACAGGAUCUUGCUCAGGCAUAAACUCAGGGCCAGGCCCAGGAUCAUGCUCAGACCAAGGAACAUGCUCAGGCUCAGGAUCAGGUUUAGGCUCAGAAUCAUGCUCCGGCUCAACAUCAUGCUCAGGCGUAAACUCAGGCAAAGGUUCAGAAUCAUGCAAAGGCCCUGGAUCAUGCUCAGGCUCAGGAUCAGGCUCAGGCUCAAAAGCAUGCUCAGGAUCAUCAUCAUGCUCAGGCGUAAACUCAGGCAAAGUCCCAGGAUCAUGCUCAGACCCAGGAUCAUGCUCAGCACCAGGCUAAGGCUCGUGCUUAGGAACCAGCACAAGGGGAACUAGCUUUGGCUAUGUUAGAUAGACUAUUUUUUACUUUAUCUCUCCAUAGAUCAGUAUAACGCUUUCAAAUUCAGUUAUCGAACCAGUCAUCACCGGAAUCGUACCUUACCCGCCAUCAAAGGGCAAACUAUGCUUAUUUUGCUUCAGUAACUACUUAGAGAUGCCAGCAGUCAUUCGCAAUUAAUUUAGAUUUUACUAAACCGAUAUUUAUAAGUAAGCUAGCAAUUAAAAAUCUAUGUAUGCUUUAUUCAUUUAUUAAUAUUUUUGGAUUGGACAAAAAAUAUUAAUAAAUGAAUAUAGCAAGUGUGUUGCACGAAAGAGAAAAAUACAAUGGACGUCAAAAUCAAAAAUCAUUUAUCGAAGCUAAAUUUUGGCAUCAUGGCGACGGUUCGGUGCCGUGAAAAAUGUAUCCAUAGGCCGUUUCUCCACUGCUCCGGUCCAGCAAACGUUAAUUUCCGAUCCGAUUUAGUAACUCACGACAGUACUUAUGUGCUUCUUCACUACUCCGGCAUCCGGUUUUUAACGAUCCGAUAACUUGCUAGAUCGGAACGCGGUGUUUUAUCGGUCCGAAAUGAUCGACAGUGAUGCCAACUUGUACAAAUUUAGGGGAGAACAAGAUGUCCAAGGAUUUUUUCAGGGGGUAUUUAUUUAGGGGAAUUAUGAUUCUAUACAAUUUAUGUUAAGCUUCAAACGCAAUCAACAAACUAAACCAAAUAAAAACUCCAAGCCUGGCUUCAGCUUAAAUAUCGAAAAACAAUAAUUUAAUCCGAACGAAUAAUGACUAAAUAAUGUAUGAAAAGAAAAUUCAACAAAAAACUAAAAAUUCUUACCAUGAAACGUUAAGAAAAACUGAAUUCGAAGAAAGAAAAUAAAAAAAUAAGAAUCGUUUCAUCUCAUUGUUAUUAUCAUUAAUAUUAUUCGGUCAUUGAUUUGUAUAUUUUAUAAAUAUGUAAAAUGUUCUCACAUAAAUACAACAGCUAUGUUUUACUA
Pieris rapae (cabbage white) is the source of this 2138-nucleotide messenger RNA. RefSeq names its product hyphally regulated cell wall protein 1. The coding region runs from base 61 to 1116 and encodes 351 amino acids. The record is from RefSeq and is a predicted model, not a curated record. The transcript has 3 exons. Lineage: Eukaryota; Metazoa; Arthropoda; Insecta; Lepidoptera; Pieridae.